CCUGCUGAGAGGUAAGUUUUUGAUUUGCUGUCUGCUGCGAUAUACGAAAAUACGAUAAAAAAAACUGAGGAUAAAGGGAAGGGGUUGCUUCAAGUCAAUUUCCUUUUCAAGUUUGUGCCUUGCCAAUAAAAGUACACUGGUAUUUACUAUUGAAAAAUGAGUCUACAGUGGACCUUGAUUGCCGGUUUCUUGUAUGUCGAAAUGGCGGUGGUAGUGUUACUCAUGUUGCCCUUUAUUUCAGCAAAAAUGUGGCAAAAUUUUUUCAAAUCAAGAAUUAUAAGGAGUUUAGCAGCAUACUCAAAUUUUUAUUUUUCUGCAUUCUUAGUAAUAUUGGUCUUAGUGUUUUUAGAUUCUUUACGACAAAUGCACAAAUAUUCAAGUUCAAGGGAUUUAGAACUAACUCAUGGUCACUUAGAUGCUGAAUUACAACUAAGCAUGAAAAUGUUCAGGGCACAGCGAAACUGCUAUAUUGCUGGAUUUGCUCUCUUUUUGGCACCGGUAAUUCGUCGAUUGGGAUCCCUUUUGUCAACGCAAGCUAUGUUGAAGGCCAGUGCAGAUGCUUCACUGAAACAAGCCCAAAGUGCUACAGAAGCAGCUGAAAAACUUAUGAAAGAAAGUGAAAAUCUUAAAAAAAUGACUGGUAAAGAAACUGAAGAAAAUAAGAAGAAUGAAGGGCAUGAAAAAGAAAUUAAAACUUUGAGAAGAGAACUAGAUAUAACAACUGAAGAACUGGAAAGAACAAAAAAGAAGCUUCAAAGUGUUGUUUCACAGGCUGAAGGAACAAAUAGGGAAUAUGAUCGACUGCUGGAGGAGCACUCUAAGUUACAGAGACAACUGGACCAAGCUCGAGGUGAUGCUGAAAAUAAAAAAGAUGAAUAGUUCACUUCAUUUUAAUGCAUUAAAUAUUUGAUCUGUAUUUAUCAUCAUCUGUGUAUUAAUUUUGAGUAGAUUUCAUGUGGAAAAAAAAAAACAUUAAUAUUAACAUUUAGAUAUGUUUUUUUUUUCUUUUUAUAUUUGAAUUUUUCUUUUCCUCUAAACUGUGUAUUAAUCUAAA
This is a messenger RNA of Uloborus diversus, 1054 nucleotides long. RefSeq names its product B-cell receptor-associated protein 31-like. Gene Ontology annotation, cellular component: endoplasmic reticulum membrane; endoplasmic reticulum. Lineage: Eukaryota; Metazoa; Arthropoda; Arachnida; Araneae; Uloboridae. Bases 157 to 879 code for a protein of 240 amino acids. Gene Ontology annotation, biological process: intracellular protein transport; endoplasmic reticulum to Golgi vesicle-mediated transport. The record is from RefSeq and is a predicted model, not a curated record. The transcript has 8 exons.